Molecule: messenger RNA, 909 nt
Organism: Rana temporaria (common frog)
Lineage: Eukaryota; Metazoa; Chordata; Amphibia; Anura; Ranidae
Product: Fc receptor-like B
Exons: 4
Coding region: 69-884 (271 amino acids)
Biological process (GO): cell surface receptor signaling pathway
Molecular function (GO): transmembrane signaling receptor activity
Source: RefSeq, a predicted model, not a curated record
CUUUUCCAGAGAUCUUCUCUCCUCCAGAAAUAAAAGUGACCCCGUCCGGGGUAAUAGAAGGAGAUGAGAUGACGGUGAGAUGUGACACCAGACUGGAUCCACUCAGAGGCGGCACAGAGCUGCACUUUGCCUUCUACAGAGAUGGACGGACUGUGCGGGGAUUCGGAAUAUCCAAUACAUACAGAGUGCCGUCAUCUCAGCUGGAGGAUUCUGGGAAUUAUACCUGUGAAGUGAGGACGACGUCUGACACUGUGAGGAAGAUGAGUGAUGGGCUCCAUAUCCAGAUACAUGAGCUCUUCUCUCCUCCGGAAAUAAAAGUGACCCCGUCCAGGGUAAUAGUAGGAGAUGAGAUGACGGUGAGAUGUGACACCAGACGGGAUCCGCUCAGAGGCGGCACGGAGCUGCACUUUGCCUUCUACAGAGAUGGAGGGACUGUGCAGGGAUUCGGUAUAUCCAAUACAUACAGAGUGCUGUCAUCUCAGCUGGAGGAUUCUGGGAAUUAUACCUGUGAAGUGAGGACGACGUCUGACACUGUGAGGAAGAUGAGUGAUGGGAUCCAUAUCCAGAUACAUGAGCUCUUCUCUCCUCCACAAAUUAAGGGGCCCUCAUACAUCGUAACAGAACUAGAUGAGAUGACGGUGAGAUGUGACACCAGACUGGAUCCACUAAGAGGCGGCACAGAGCUGCACUUUGCCUUUUACAGAGAUGGAGGGACUGUGCGGGAAUUCGUUAUAUCCAAUACAUACAGAGUGCCAUCAUCUCAGCUGGAGGAUUCUGGGAAUUAUACCUGUGAAGUGAGGACGACGUCUGACACUGUGAGGAAGAUGAGUGAUGGGCUCCGUAUCCAGAUACAAGAGCUCUCAGAAUGUGAGGAAGAUGAGUGAUGAGUUCAGAUAAUGCAGAUACAGG